CUGAACAAAAGUUUUUUUCCUCUUCUUAACAGGGAAAUUUGAGUAAGAGGUUCGACCAAGAUGUCGGGAGGCAUAGCUGAUGAUGCCGGGAAAAUUCUGACAAUUGAUGACUUCGUCGAGGCCUUGGACAGGCGAGAGAGGUUACAAAGCAAUAUCCCAAGGGUCAACACCUUCCACUUUAAUGGGGAACAAGUUUCAAAAUGGUUGGAGUUGGUGGAACAGGCACUGGUGGGAUUAUCGGACGUAGUAAAAUUCCAACGCAUUCUGAAGUAUGUACUUUAUGGGUAUCACCAGGAGGUGGAUAAAGUGAUUAAUGCAGCCAACGAUAGUUGGUGGGCAAGAUUCAAAGAUGGAAUGCAGAGGAAGUACAAGUUGGGCGAUGGCUUCUUAACCACUUCAGACCUAGAAGCUAUGAAUAGGGAUGACUUCACCACGGUGGGAGCCUUUGUACACGAGUUUAAGAAAAAGACGAGAAAGGUCCCAGGGAUCUUUGAGGAGCCGCAGUAUGCUAUUUUUCUGGGAUUGCUCACUGCCUCAAAAGCGGCGGAGCUGACGAGCCAUGGAGGAGGAAGCGUGAAGCUCACCUGGGCCACUAUCGACAAAGGGGUAGAGGAAGGAAGCCUGGACCAGGUGGAGCAAUACCAAAUGCGCCUGCAAAGGCGAAAGAGGAAAGAACGGGAUGCGACCGCCUCAGGGACCCCGGAAGUGAAGAGGAUCAUCACCGACGUGCUUGCAGAGUUGGGUUAUGGGAAAGACGCGGUGAUACAAAAGAAAGUUGUGAUGACGAUCCAGGGAAAAGGAAAGGAUCCAGUGGUAGAGAAAGUCGUCCAGAAGGAAUGGGAAGAAAAGGAGCCGGUGCCCCAACACCUCUCAAAGGCGGUACGCAAACAGCGCAAUCUGACACAAGGAGGGCAAGGCUCCGGAAAGGGGCAGGCGCCCCAAGCAGUGGUAGUAGCAUCACCGAGUGCGUCGGCUCCGUCAAGUAGCGCGGGACCCUCACAAUCAGCGAUACCACCAUACGGGCAGUGGCCAUGGCCUGUGUUCAACACCUUUGUGUCAUGGGGUAGUCCAGCCCUAUCUUGGCAGAUGGUACCAUACGCUUGGCCCCAAGCGAGUAUGCCACCGCCAAGCUAUCCCGCAGCGCAGGCCCAACCCAUAGCGCCACCUCCGUCACCCGCGCCAAGUUCACAGGAUAGUGUGGCAGGAGGAGGUAAUCAAGGUCAGGGCAAUCAGGGGAAUGGAGGUAGAGGCGGCGGAAGAGGACGUGGUAGGAAUGGCGGUGACCGAGGAGGACAAGGGGAUAACCAAGGCUACAAGGGUCAGGGGAAUCAAGGGGGUCAUGGAAGCGGGAGGUUCCGUUUUGAUUGGAGAACCACUAUAUGCCAAUAUUGUGACAAGCAAGGCCACACCAUACAGUUCUGUAAUACUAGGCGGGAAGAUGAAAAGGUCGGACUGAUCUAUUCCAAUAUGGAUGGUGAUAUAUACGAUCAGUUCGGAGAGUAUAUCGACCGGAAGGUUCCAGGGGGAGACUCAAAGAAGGAUAGUUGCGCGGCAAGCGCCGCCUGCCACAUUCAGGUUGUGGCAGGAAAAGAAUGAUCCACCAAUUAAGGUGGAAGAGGUUGAAUAUGACAAGGAAGUGACUCAAAGGCUGCCGGCAGG
This is a messenger RNA of Chara braunii, 1659 nucleotides long. NCBI's taxonomy places the organism in Eukaryota, Viridiplantae, Streptophyta, Charophyceae, Charales, Characeae. The record is from the annotation of a GenBank genome assembly.